Messenger RNA from Malassezia vespertilionis, 3033 nucleotides. RefSeq names its product oxoglutarate dehydrogenase (succinyl-transferring) (gene KGD1). The record is from RefSeq and is a predicted model, not a curated record. Lineage: Eukaryota; Fungi; Basidiomycota; Malasseziomycetes; Malasseziales; Malasseziaceae. Gene Ontology annotation, molecular function: thiamine pyrophosphate binding; oxoglutarate dehydrogenase (succinyl-transferring) activity. Gene Ontology annotation, biological process: tricarboxylic acid cycle. The transcript has a single exon. Gene Ontology annotation, cellular component: oxoglutarate dehydrogenase complex; mitochondrion. The coding region runs from base 1 to 3033 and encodes 1010 amino acids.
AUGCUACGUUCUUAUUCGCUCCUGAAACAUUCUGCCCAUCUGGCGAGGGCCGUGCAACCGCUUGCCACACCUCGCCGCGUUGCUCUUCGCUUGCAAAGCACAGCGGCGUCAACAACGGUGCAGGAUGCACCCGACUCGUUUGCCACAGGCACGAACGGGCACUAUGCGGACGAGAUGUACCGUCAUUGGAAGGAGGAUCCCUCCUCGGUGCACGUUAGCUGGGAUGCGUACUUCAAGGGUCUGGAAGAAGGCCUGCCCAGUGACCAGGCGUUCAACCCAGUUCCCUCGUCGCUUGCUCCAGGAUCUGCUGUGAUCGAGGACAUGCCUACGCAAAAGGUCGACGAUUACCUCAAGCUGCAGCUGCUUGUCCGUGCGUAUCAAGUACAGGGCCACGCAACGGCCCAGAUCGAUCCGCUCAACAUCAUCAAUGUGGAUCGCGAGAAGCACAUCCCCAAAGAGCUCAGUCCGGCAUACUACGGAUGGUCCGAUGCCGAGCUGGACAAGGAGAUGCAGCUGGGCCCUGGUCUCUUGCCCAACUACCUUAAGAAAGGCAUCAAGAAGCUCACCAUUCGCGAGGUGAUCAACGAAUGCCGCAAUAUUUACUGUGGCUCUAUUGGGUUCCAAUACGUCCACGUUCCCUCCCGCACCUCCUGUGACUGGCUGCGUGAGCGGAUCGAGGUGCCGGUGCAGUAUAAGUACAGCACGGAAGACAAGCGCCGUGUGCUUGACCGUCUUACCUGGUCUGACUCGCUCGAACGUUUCAUCGCUUCCAAGUACCCCAACGAGAAGCGCUUUGGUCUUGAGGGUGGCGAAUCGCUCAUUCCCGGUCUCAAAGGCCUUAUUGACCGAUCCGUCGAGUAUGGCGUGCGCAAUGUCACGAUCGGUAUGCCGCACCGUGGCCGUAUAAACGUUCUUGGCAACGUUAUUCGCCGUCCUAUUGAAGGCAUUCUUCAUCAGUUUGCUGACAACACGAAUGAAGAGGGCGGUGGUGACGUCAAGUACCAUCUCGGCGCUAACUAUGUGCGUCCGACGCCCAGUGGUCAUAAAGUGGCGCUUUCCCUUGUUGCGAAUCCCUCGCAUUUGGAAGCGGAGGACCCCGUUGUUUUGGGCAAGACCCGUGCUUUGCAGCAGUUCUCCAAUGACAAGCAACAUCAGCAGAGUAUGGCGUUGCUGAUGCACGGUGAUGCCGCAUUUGCUGGCCAAGGUGUUGUAUACGAGACGAUGGGUAUGUACAAUCUGCCCAAUUUCGCCACCGGUGGUACCAUCCACAUUAUCGUGAACAACCAGAUUGGGUUUACUACCGACCCGCGCUUUGCACGCUCCACACCGUAUCCAUCUGACAUUGCCAAGGCAAUUGACGCGCCCAUUUUCCACGUCAACGGCGACGAUGUCGAAGCUGUCGCUUUUGUGUGCGAUUUGGCUGCCGACUGGCGCGCCAAGUUCGGGAAGGACGUUGUGAUUGAUUUGGUCUGCUACCGCCGCCAUGGCCACAAUGAAAUGGACCAGCCCUCCUUUACGCAGCCGCGCAUGUACGACGCGAUCAACAAGCAGGUUUCGACCCUGACCAGGUACGCGGAAAAGCUGGUCGAGGAGGGCAGCUUCAGCCAAAAGGAGAUUGAUGAUCACAUGAAAUGGGUCUGGGGCAUGCUCGAGGAGGCAUACGAGAAGAGCAAGACGUACGAGCCCGAGGAGCAACAGUGGCUUUCGAGCGCAUGGGUGGGCUUCCCUUCCCCUCGCGAGCUUUCGGAAAAGAUUCUGGACCAGCACGACACGAGCGUUCAACGCGACAUGCUCGAAUACGUGGGCAAUAGCUCGGCCAGUUAUCCCGAGGACUUUACGGUCCAUCGCAACCUCGCUCGUAUCCUUAAAAAUCGCCGUAAGUCGGUCGAGAGCGGGAAGGACAUCGACAUGAGCACGGCCGAAGCACUUGCGUUUGGUACGCUCGCCAUGGAGGGCAUUAUGGUGCGUGUCUCGGGUCAGGAUGUCGAGCGCGGCACAUUUUCCCAGCGCCACGCUGUGCUGCACGACCAAAAGACGGAGGAGACAUUCACGCCGCUGGCUAACCUCUCUCCGGACCAGGCCGAGUUUCAGAUUUGCAACAGCUCGCUCUCCGAGUUUGGCGCGCUUGGCUUCGAGCUGGGCUUUUCCCUCGUGGACCCCAACAACCUCACCAUGUGGGAGGCCCAGUUUGGUGACUUUGCCAACAAUGCGCAGUGCAUCAUCGACCAAUUCAUUGCUUCUGGCGAGCGCAAAUGGCUGCAGCGUACCGGUCUGGUGAUGAAUUUGCCGCACGGAUACGACGGCCAAGGUCCCGAGCACUCGAGCGCACGCCUCGAGCGCUUCUUGGCCCUCUGCGACGAUCAUCCUUACAAGUUCCCUGCGCCGCACGAGCUUGCGCGCCAGCACCAGGAUGCAAACAUGGCCGUUGUAUACGCGACGACGCCCGCCAAUGUAUUCCACGUUCUGCGUCGCCAAGUCCACCGCGAUUUCCGCAAGCCGCUGAUUCACUUGUUUAGCAAGUCGCUCCUGCGUCAUCCCGAGGCGCGGUCCAGUAUCGAAGACUUCUUGCCGGGCAGCUCUUUCCAGCGUUUCAUUCCCGAUCCGCACCACAGCGAAGGCAAAGAUGCGCUUGUGGAGCCCGACCAGAUCAAGCGUCAAAUCUUCUGUAUUGGCCAGGCUUACUAUGCGCUGCUUAACUACCGCCGUGAGCACGAUAUCAAGGAUGUUGCCAUUUCGCGUAUUGAGCAGGUAUCGCCGCUCGACUAUGAAUCCAUUGUCAAGGCGAUGGACAAGUACCCCAACUCGGAUUUGAUGUUUGCACAGGAAGAGCCGUUGAACAACGGCGCUUGGUUCUACCUUGAUCCUCGUCUGCGCUUGGCCGCGAAACAGACAGAGCAUCACAAGGAUAAAGGGUUUAUGGUAUCUUCUCGACCCCCCUCGAGCUCUGUCGCGACAGGUCACAAGGGUGCGCACUUGGCUGAGCUGCAUGCUUACCUGCACGGUGCGUUCGAUAUGGACCAAAAACCGUUCUAG